Molecule: messenger RNA, 1159 nt
Organism: Micromonas commoda
Lineage: Eukaryota; Viridiplantae; Chlorophyta; Mamiellophyceae; Mamiellales; Mamiellaceae
Gene: DUF667
Product: duf667-containing protein
Exons: 8
Coding region: 268-840 (190 amino acids)
Biological process (GO): regulation of cilium beat frequency involved in ciliary motility; positive regulation of cell motility; cilium assembly
Cellular component (GO): ciliary basal body; motile cilium
Source: RefSeq, a predicted model, not a curated record
CGAACUCUUUCUCAGAACGAGGACUUCCCAACCGAGAACGGAAUACCCAAACGACAACGAUUUCCUGGUCAUCAGAAAGCUGGCCGCGGCGCUUCUUGAAUAAGCUAGAAAAUCAGUGACGCUAUAGAAGAGCCCCACGUCAACAGCACCACUGGGACCUAUUCGAACUUCCGGCCCGUCUCAAGCAAAGCGCAAUUUGUGUCAGUCACGUCCGUCAGACUCUCAAAAGACACCAUUCGCGUUGGGACGAAGCCUAACUUUGACGCGAUGUUCAAAAAUACAUUCCAGAGUGGAUUCCUUUCCAUCCUGUACAGUAUCGGAAGCCAACCGCUCCAAAUUUGGGACAAAAAAUGCCGGAAUGGCCACAUCAGAAGAAUAACUGACAAGGAUAUCCAGUCAUCUGUUCUCGAAAUAAUGGGAACGAAUGUGUCUACCAUCUUCAUCGCAUGCCCUGGAGAUGAAAAGCAAACCUUAGGAAUAAAGCUUCCUUUCUUGGUCAUGAUCAUAAAAAACUUGAAAAAAUACUUUUCUUUUGAAGUACAGGUAUUGGAUGAUAAGAAUGUCCGCCGCAGAUUUCGCGCAUCCAACUACCAGUCGACAACUCGCGUGAAACCUUUCAUUUGUACCAUGCCUAUGCGACUUGAUGAAGGAUGGAAUCAGAUUCAGUUUAAUCUUUCCGAUUUCACACGGCGAGCUUAUGGAACAAAUUACAUCGAAACGCUCCGUGUCCAAAUUCAUGCAAAUUGCCGCAUCAGGCGCAUAUAUUUUUCAGAUCGUCUGUAUACUGAAGAAGAGCUACCGCAAGAGUUUAAGCUUUUCCUUCCAAUCCAGAAAUCUUAAUCGGAUGGGCCACGAAACAAUGCCAGAAGAAAGUGAUCGGUCUAAUGCCUUGACAGGCGAGACAUUGUGCACGUUGAACUUACGCCAACGAAGGGAACUUAGUCGAGUUUCAAGCAAGUCGCUAUAUAUUAUUUGAGGAAGCACGACAACUUUCUGUUCACCAGUUUCAAAGUUACGAAGGUACCUUCGAUUCGUUUGUACCUUCGCACGUACCUUCGAAUAGGAUCGAAGGUAGACUACCUUCGUUCGAAGCAGAAUAAUGUAGAUAUUCCAUAGUCUAUAACAUCAUGUAAUAAAUAAACUCUUCGUACGUACCAAA